AUGAGAAUGGGAAGGGUAGUGGUUCUGAGAGUGAAAAAGGUGAAAAUGAGAGUGGGAAGGACAAUGGUUCUGAGAGUGAAAAAAAAAAGUGAAAAUGAGAGUGGGAAGGACAAUGGUUGUGAGAGUCGGAAGGAUGGGGAUUGUGAGAGUAAAAAUAUUAAACAUGAGAGUGGGAAUUUUGUUGGUGAGAAUUUAGAUGUCCCUGAAAAUGAAAAUGAUCAGAGUGAACCAGAGAUGCAAGAUGAGGAUGAUUUUCUUGAUAAAGAUUAUAAUUUCAGAAAUAGUAGCAGUGAUGAUGAUGAUGAUUGUUUAGUGAGAAUGUGGAUGCAAGGGUUGUUGGGAUCUGUGAGGUGCAAGUCACGGACUAUCUAUGAAUUAAACCCUAAGUGCAGCGGAACUAGAAGCAAGGGUUCAAUGCAUAGCCUUUUUUAUUUUUCUGACUCACCGGAUCGUUCCACAUUUAUUUCGAACAGUCCCGGACUCAUCGCGAACUCAUCGACACUCCCCGAACCUGCUAGACCGCUCUUGAACCCGAUCUGGGCCUCUUGGUCGCAUCCUGGGCCGGCUGGAGUCGGUGAUCUCGUCCUUAAAAGAGUAACAGGUCCAGACCAUGGGCCCCUGAAGCCGAAGUGGGAAGGCCCUUACAAAAUCAGUGAGGUCCUCCCACAUGGGGCCUACCGCUAG
Molecule: messenger RNA, 684 nt
Organism: Striga asiatica
Lineage: Eukaryota; Viridiplantae; Streptophyta; Magnoliopsida; Lamiales; Orobanchaceae
Source: the annotation of a GenBank genome assembly